AUGGCUUCAUUCGACGGCAAAGUGAUCGCAAUCACUGGCGCGGGCUCUGGCAUGGGCCUUGCCACGGCAAAGCUCCUCGCCUGCCGCGGCGCGAUUGUGUCACUCGCAGAUAUCAACGAAAACGGCCUGAAAGCUGCGUUCGAGUCGCUCACGGGGAGUGACAAGCACAUUUACACCGUCGUCGACGUGCGUCACAGCUCAUCAGUGGAUGCAUGGAUUCAGUCCACAGUCCAGAAAUUGGGCAGAUUGGACGGUGCCGUGAACAUGGCUGGUAUUAUCACACCGGCUACACCGAUUACAGAAGUCAGCGAUCAAACCUGGGACUUCAAUUUCGCAGUUAACACGCGCGGAGUCUUCUUCUGUUUGCGUGCGCAGCUGCGGGCUAUGACUGCUGGUGGCAGCAUCGUCUCCGCAGCAAGCGUCUUCGGUCAGUUUGGAUCUCCCGGUGUCUCUCCGUAUUGCGCAAGCAAGGCCGCUGUAAUUGGGCUCUCAAGAACGGCGGCAAAGGAAAAUAAACACGUUCGAGUCAAUUGUGUCUCGCCAGGCUCGGUCAACACUCCCAUGUCACAGGGAGAAGACCCGGAGGACGUGAAGCGCGGUCUGGCAGUCACAGCACAGAAGCGACGCGCAGAGCCGAUCGAAGUGGCCAACGUCAUUGCAUUCUUGCUGAGCGACGAUGCGUCCUUUGUGACAGGCGCAGUUUACAAUGUGGACGGCGGAUGGGUUUGCUGA
Molecule: messenger RNA, 732 nt
Organism: Penicillium argentinense
Lineage: Eukaryota; Fungi; Ascomycota; Eurotiomycetes; Eurotiales; Aspergillaceae
Product: SDR family NAD(P)-dependent oxidoreductase
Exons: 4
Coding region: 1-732 (243 amino acids)
Molecular function (GO): oxidoreductase activity
Source: RefSeq, a predicted model, not a curated record